AUGGGUCUCGCAGAGUAUAUCCUGUCACUGGUGACAGUGGCGAAUGUCGUUCUGGGUCUGAUUGCUUAUGUUGCUCUUAAGUUUGGCUAUCAGAUUAUUUACUAUCGUUUCUUCCACCAGCUCUCUAAAUUUCCUGGUCCUUUCUGGGGUUCUGUGACUCGGCUCUGGAUCGCAUGGCAUAAUCUGCAUGAAACAGAAGUACAGACUGUUUAUGAAUUGACGAAGGAACAUGGUCCUGUUGUUCGCAUUACCCCGACAUUGCUGCUGGUCAGCGAUUAUCGAAAGCUCCCGGAAGUCUACCACCGCAAUGCAGACAAGACCGGUCAUUACAUCACUGGAAGUUUUGGAGAAAAUGAAUCUCUGUUCAACAUGAGGUCUCACAGCACCCAUGCAGUGUUCAGAAAACAUGUAGCUGGACCGUACUCCUUCACCAACGUCAAGAAAAUGGAACCCUUGCUCGACAUGCGUAUUCAAGAAUGGACCAACAAACUCAGCGAAAAGUUCGUCAAAACCGGCGAAGCCUUCGACUUCUCCUGGUGGGCAGUCUACAUGGCCUACGACAUAAUCAGCGAAAUCGGCUUCGGCGAGCCCUUCGGCUUCAUAGAAAAAGGCGAAGACAUCGGCGGCCUAAUCCAAGGCUUCCACGACGGCCUCCCAGCCUUCGGUCUCCUAGCCCGUCUGCACCCCUUCACAUCAUGGAUAAAAACAACCUUCCUAAAGAAAUACCUCGUCGCCAAGCCAGAAGACAACAGCGGAAUUGGGGUCCUAAUGCGCUUCCGCGACCGCCUCAUCGACCAACGCAUCAAAGACAUCGAAAGCGGCAAGAAAAUCGACCGCACAGAUCUCCUCCAAACCUUCCUCGAAGCCGAAACGGAAGAAGGCAAACCCCUCGACCUGGAAUACAUCCGCGCAGAAGUCCUACUCGUCCUCCUCGCCGGCGCAGACACAACCGGAACAGCUUUCCAGGCAUUGAUGACGUUCCUAAUGGCGAACCCGGACGCGUACGAGCGCAUGAUGGCUGAAAUUGAUAAUGCGACAAGGAAGGGGCUGAUCUCGGACAUGCCGCAGUACAGUGAGGUUUUGGAGCAUUUACCGUUUUAUGUCGGUUGUGUUAAGGAGACUAUGCGGCUUUGUCCUUCUGCGCCGAAUAUUUUCCCGCGGUAUGUUCCUGAGCCUGGGAUUGAACUUUAUGGGCAGUUUGCGCCGGCUGGUACGGAAAUUACUUGUAAUCCUUUUCUUGUGCAGCGGGAUCCGAAGCUUUAUGGGGAUGAUGCUGAGGAGUUCCGGCCUGAGAGGUGGUUGGAUGUUGAGAAGGCGAAGUUGUUUAAUAAGUAUAACUUUGCGUUUGGGUAUGGGUCGCGGGUUUGUUUGGGGAAGGAUAUUGCUAUGAUGGAGUUGUUUAAGGGUCCCUUGCUGUUCUUUCGUCAGUAUAAGCCCGAGGCUGUGCCCGGUAAACCCGAGGCUAAGUUCAUUGUCAAGGGCGGUGUUGGGUACUGGAGGGAUGUGUGGCUCACUAUUUCGAAGAGGCCACAAGCCAAGGCCGAGUGA
Molecule: messenger RNA, 1548 nt
Organism: Penicillium canescens
Lineage: Eukaryota; Fungi; Ascomycota; Eurotiomycetes; Eurotiales; Aspergillaceae
Product: cytochrome P450
Exons: 5
Coding region: 1-1548 (515 amino acids)
Molecular function (GO): monooxygenase activity; iron ion binding; oxidoreductase activity, acting on paired donors, with incorporation or reduction of molecular oxygen
Source: RefSeq, a predicted model, not a curated record